This is a messenger RNA of Bradysia coprophila, 1034 nucleotides long. RefSeq names its product Transmembrane emp24 domain-containing protein bai (gene bai). Lineage: Eukaryota; Metazoa; Arthropoda; Insecta; Diptera; Sciaridae. The record is from RefSeq and is a predicted model, not a curated record.
UUUAUCCAUUUUUGUUGUGGAAUUUUAUGCGAUUUUAUCUUGUACUCGCGAUCCUUGUUGUUGUGUAUAAUUUUGUGUUUGUUUUCAUAAUUUUAAUUGUGUGCUUUGGGUUGCCCUAAUUUGUGAAGCAUCAAUUGCAUUUGGACAGUUAUAGUGUAAUUAUAGUGUUGAGUUAGUGAUACCAAGAGAUCUGUUUCAAUUGACCGGCGCGGCCACCUCAUCUGUCAUUGCACGUAAUGUCAUAAAAGUUUGUAUUAGGCAAAAAUUUCUCUUUCUGCACAACAAAUUGCCAUAGCGAGAGCCAUGAAAUCGCUGGUGCUUUUUGCAAUUAUUUUCGGAACGGGCUGCAGUUUAACUGCAGCCAUUAUGUUUAAUUUGGAACCGAACACCCAAAAAUGUUUACGUGAUGAAAUGCAAGCACACCAGCUCGUAUUGGGCGAAUAUGAAAUCAGUGAUGCACCCGGACAAAAAAUAGAUUAUGUGAUUAGAGACUCCAAAGGACAUAUCCUAUCGCAAAAGGAAAGCAUUGGCAAAGGAAAAUUCAGUUUCACUUCAGAGUUCUUUGAGAACUUUGAAAUUUGUUUCAUAUCGCGAGUGCCACAACAUCAACGAGGAGUUGUACAAGAAGUGUCUUUAUCGACGAAAAAAGGAAUCGACACCAAAAGUUAUGAAGGAAUUGGCGAAGCAGCUAAACUCAAACCACUUGAAGUCGAUUUGAAACGUCUGGAAGAUCUGUCGGAUUCAAUUGUCCAAGACUUUGUGCAUAUGCGUAAGCAAGAAGAGGAAAUGCGCGACACAAAUGAAUCGACCAACAAUCGUGUGCUGUUCUUCAGUAUCUUCAGUAUGUGCUGUCUGUUGGGAUUAGCCACAUGGCAAGUGCUGUAUCUUCGACGGUUCUUCAAGGCGAAGAAACUAAUCGAGUAAAGUUUUGUGUUCACAAAGAAUGCUCAAGCAUUGUUUAUGUUGGCCGUAGAUAUCAUUAUGUAUGCGGAUGGCGGGUGGAAUGAAAUAAAAGCGAAAAACAUUUCAAUUUU